AUGAAGCCGGAUGAGUUAUUUGACUCGUCGUAUGAGGGAUUGUUGUCGCUAGGCGAAACGCUUGGGGAAGUCAGGUCGAAAGCCACGCCUACCGACGUCAUUGCCUCGCUUCCAACCGGGACCUAUCAUGCAUGGGCUAAGGAAGAUAGCGAGACACGGUGUCCAAUAUGUUUGGAUGAUGCACGUAUCUGUCAAAUUGAUUCAUAUGGGCGCGACGAUCCUGUCAUGAAGCUUGUUGAAUGUACCCAUUGGUUGCAUAAGGCUUGUUUGGAGGUAUACUUGGCUUCUUCUGUCUUUUUUCGCUUGCUGACGAGUUACCCUUCCAGCAAUGGCUCAAGACAGCGAAUACUUGCCCUGUAUGUCGCAAAAAGGUCAAGGAUUCUCCGAAAUGCCCGUAUAAGGCAAGCAUAA
Messenger RNA from Suillus subalutaceus, 411 nucleotides. RefSeq lists its product as uncharacterized. The transcript is spliced from 2 exons. NCBI's taxonomy places the organism in Eukaryota, Fungi, Basidiomycota, Agaricomycetes, Boletales, Suillaceae. The record is from RefSeq and is a predicted model, not a curated record. Bases 1 to 411 code for a protein of 136 amino acids.